AGCUAAUUGAAUAUAUGUCGGCAAGAAAGGAAGACAAUAUGAUAUGUGGCACACCGUUGUGGGAGGGUAUACUAUAUGCUGCUUUGGAGCAGCUCGACCAUGUCGGUUUCGAUGUUGAGAGACAAAGAAAAAGAGAAAAAGGCUGGAAGUUGAUGGCCAGGGAAACAAAUCUUGCAAUCGUUCCACACAACGGACAUACAUUAGUGGCACAUGAAACAAUGAACAGUAUGUCAGUUGUUGUACCUCCCGUGCAGACAAUAACGACAGAGGAGAUAGAGGAAGAAGAUAUGUUGAAUGACUUGACAAUGGCUGAACAACAGCGUGAUAGUGGAUUCCAAGAGCCCGAGUUACCAAGUUGUAUUGCAGAGUACACAGGAAAUGCAGAAGAAGAAGAUGAAGAAGAGGAUGACGGGGCAUCAUCUUCUGAGGUGGAAGUGAAUGCUAGCGAUGUCAGCAGCGACGAGGAAGGAGAGGAACGUGAUGUGUACUAUGAUUUGAAGGGGGCGGGUGGACAGGUGACAAAAGGGUGGGCAUAUGCAAUUCUGAGGUUGGCACGUGCUUUUCCCGAUCCGCAAAAAGUGCUGCGUGUUGUGAUGAAGGUGGCAACACCUGAUGGCGCACUGCCUUUCAUGUCUUUACGGACUUUAAACUUACAUCGAGCGAGGGCAUGCCUGGCCACAGUGACCGAAAGAACACCAGGGCAGGAGAUGGGUGUGGUCGAUGAGGCCGGGCCAUCAAGUAUAGGUGCAGUGAAUCUCAUCAGUGAUGAGAGUGAGGAAGUCGGGGCCCCCGACAAUGUAGAGGCGGAGGGCGGGACAUUUGAAGAACAGCAACUGCCGCUUGUAGAGUAUUUCGACAAUUCUCACAAGUUGGCGGCACUAAUUUUCUCUGCCAGGGGCGGUGUCGAUGUCUGGGAGCAUCACCACAUGAAGUUCUGCAAACAACCAUACCUGUCAUCAAACAAGCGGAAAACUUCAACCCAGAUGGUGAACCAUGUAAGCCGGUCACUGGCAUUGCACGACAAGAUAAAGAUCGUAAGGAAACGAAGCAAGAGAACGGGUGAGAACCGGUCGUCCGUGACAGACUGUAUGGCGAACGGAAUGAACACCUUGGCACUACACGAUACAGCAACUCUGCAACUGCGGUGGUUCGACAUCGAGGACGAGUACAUACAGGAGGAAGAAGGCAUUGACAACCUUGCGUGUAAGAUACUCAAAGAGCUUCCUUGCAGACUCAAUUUUCGAGCUGCGCUGACGACGUACAUGGUGGAGAAUGAUUGUCAACCUCCUUCUGACCAACUGCUCAUACACACACGGACACACCUCGUCAUUGCCUCCGUACAGGAUGAAACAAAUAGGGGCAUGCUUGUUCAAACUGCAAGAGCUUCACCAGAGUUUCAUGGGAGAGCAUUGCAUAGUGAUGUGGCAAUUAGAGCAGGCAAUGAAUGCAUAUUGUUUGCAUCUGUGGCCAUGUUUUUUGUCGUGAACACACCCACGGACAACGGUAAUGUUGAACACAGCCGCCCGACAGCGGUCCAAGAGGAAGCAGAAGACGAAGACGAGCAGUCCAUAUCAAAAAAGUCGGACGGAGAGGAAGACAAGGCAAUGAGCGACGAGGGAAGUGACAAUGAAACUUUCGGUGGAGAUUCUCAUGAUGCUGACGAGACCGAUGACGAGGAAGAGAGGAGCAGCGACGACAUAGCGCAAGAUGAGGACGACGAAGAGGCAGAUGAAGACGGGAGGGGCGCGGAGGAGAGAGAGAUUUCACCAUCUUUGGAAAGAACACGAUGCACAAGCGAACGAUUGCAGAACAAGGAGAGAGACGCACGCGACAUGCCCCCGAAUGAUAGACCACUAGUGAGGAAGGACAACGAAAUUCAAGAAGGAGGAGGAGGAGGAAGGAUGACGAGGAGGAGGAAGGAUGACGAGGAGGAGGAGGAGGAGGAGGAGGAGGAGGAGGAGGAGAAGGCGGAGGAGCAAGAGGAGGAAGAUAACGAGGACGACGAGGGGGAGGACGAAGAAGACGAGGCGGAGGAGGACGAGGAGGAGAGGGACGAGGAGGAGCAGGAGAGGAGGAGGCGACAAAAGGGGGGUCAGGGGAGGAGGGGGGUCACGGGAGGAGGGGGGUCAGGGGAGGAGUGGACAGAGGAGGAGGAGGAGGAGGAUGGUAAGGAGGAAGACGACAACGAGGAGGAGGAGGAGGAGGAGGAAGAGGAGGAGGAGGAGGAGGAUGGCGAGGAGGAGGACGGCGAAGAGGAGGAGAAGGAGGAAGACAACGAGGAUCGCGAGGGGGAGGAGAAAGAAGACGAGGCGGAGGAGGACGAGGAGGAGAUGGAGGAGGGGGAGGAACAGGAGAGGAGGAGGCGGCGAAAGGGGGGUCAGGGGAGGAGGGGGGAGGAGGAGGAGGAGGAUGGCGAGGAGCAAGACGAGGAGGAGGAAGAGGAUGACGAGGAGGAGGAGGAGGAGGAUGGCGAGGAGGAGGACAACGAAGAGGAGGAGAAGGAGGAAGAUAAUGAGGAUCACGAGGGGGAGGAGAUAGAAAACAAGGCGGAGGAGAACGAGGAGGAGAGGGCGGAGGGGAGGAGCAGGAGAGGAGGAGGCGGUGAAAGGGGGGAGGAGGAGGAGGAGGAGGAUGGCGAGGAGGAAGACGAGGAGGAGGAAGAGAAGGACGAGGAGGAGGAGGACGAGGAGGAGGAGGACGAGGAGGAGGAGGACGACGAGGAGGAGGACGAGGAGGAGGAGGACGAGGAGGAGGAGGACGAGGAGGAGGAGGACGACGAGGAGGAGGACGACGAGGAGGAGGACGACGAGGAGGAGGACGACGAGGAGGAGGACGACGAGGAGGAGGCUGGCGAGGAGGAGGACGACGAAGAGGAGGAGAAGGAGGAAGAGGACGAGGAUCACGAGGGGGAGGAGAAAGAAGACGAGGCGGAGGAGAACGAGGAGGAGAGGGAGGAGGGGGAGGAGCAGGAGAGGAGGAGACGACGAAAGAGGGGAAAAAAAAAAACGGAGAAGGAGGAGGAGGAGGAGGAGGAUGGCGAGGAGGAAGACGCGGAGGAGGAAGAGGAUGACGAGGAGGAGGAAGAGGAGGAGGAGGAGGAGGAGGAGGAGGAUGGCGAGGAGGAGGACGACGAAGAGGAGGAGAACGAGGAAGAGAACGAGGAUCACGAGGGGGAGGAGAAAGAAGAUGAGGCGGAGGAGAACGAGGAGGAGAGGGAGGAGGGGGAGGAGCAGGAGAGGAGGAGCAGGAGAGGAGGAGGCGGGGAGAGGGGGAAGGAGGAGGAGGAGGAGGAGGAGGAUGGCGAGGAGGAGGAGGAGGAGGAGGAUGGCGAGGAGGAGAAGGAGGAGGAUGACGAGGAGGAAGACGAGGAGGAGGAAGAGGAUGACGAGGAGGAGGAGUGGACAGCGACUCACGUUUGCUCUGUAUCUUACGGCGUCGACAAAUUUGCCGGUGAGGAGGGGUACUACGAUUUCUACUUGACCACAUGCUUCGACAGUGGAGGAGUCCAACUGCUGGGGAAUUACAAGAAAGUGUCGCUGCAUUUGUUGAGAUUUGCUGGCUACGGCAUGAACGUUGUGGCAUUGCCCCCGUUUGAUAGGUCGAAGAAACUGAAGGGUCUCGAGAUGGUGGGACCGAUCGAGUUCCUCAGGAAAACGCCAUGCUAUAGACUCACGGGGCUUAAGGUCAAGGUGGGCAACAACGUGCGGUUGUCGAUACCGUUCGUGCCCGCGCACACUUCGAGGGAGGUGUUGGAGGACAUUUUGAGGACACACAAACAUGGGGAGUCUAAGCAAGGUACGCUGCGAUCCGCUCUCGGCGUUGGAGCGAAAGGUGGAACGCAUUCGACAAGGUCGAAGAACACCGCACCAACCGAAAAGGCAUUCGUCACGACGACCGAAACGCCUUCUGCUAAGGAUGGGUUUUCCAAACCCGGGAGCACGAAGGAGAAAACGCCGAAGACCGCCAAGGCGUCAUCAGUCUCUUCUCGUGGGAUGCAGCGUCGGAAAAAGGCUUCAUCUCGUGACAAGGACGAAGAGAAUGCUGWAUGUGACACCCGUGGGGUGCCGUCCUCCAGCCAUUGUCCCGAUGGGGAUGACGGGGAUGACGAAGGUGAGGGGAAGUCGAGUGAAGAGAGCGCCGAGGAAGGAAGUACGCAUAUCGACGCCAGGGAGGACGACGAUCAUGAGCGGGAGAGCGGCGAGGACGAUGGGGACGACAGUGCAAGCGAGGACCAGGGGGGUGAGGAUGAAGGGGAGAACGGCGAGGAGGAAGAGAACCGGGGAGAUGUAGAAGAAACAACUCCACAAGAACAAAGGCAGAGACAAGGAGAGCGAAGAGGAUGAAAGCGGUGGGGAAACAAACCGGGACGUCGAAGUCGCCGGCACACAACCAUCGGCAAACUCGCGCAAAUGAAAAAUGAAGAGUGAG
Chara braunii is the source of this 4428-nucleotide messenger RNA. The record is from the annotation of a GenBank genome assembly. Lineage: Eukaryota; Viridiplantae; Streptophyta; Charophyceae; Charales; Characeae.